Sinocyclocheilus rhinocerous is the source of this 447-nucleotide messenger RNA. Its product is annotated as cysteine protease ATG4A-like. Gene Ontology annotation, cellular component: cytoplasm. The record is from RefSeq and is a predicted model, not a curated record. The transcript is spliced from 5 exons. Gene Ontology annotation, molecular function: protein-phosphatidylethanolamide deconjugating activity; cysteine-type endopeptidase activity. NCBI's taxonomy places the organism in Eukaryota, Metazoa, Chordata, Actinopteri, Cypriniformes, Cyprinidae. Bases 1 to 447 code for a protein of 148 amino acids. Gene Ontology annotation, biological process: protein processing; aggrephagy; mitophagy.
AUGGCAGAUAUACACUACCAAACAUUUCUGAUUAUUAGCAACGAUCAUUUUCCAGAGAAAUCGGAGCUGCUCUCGGAUGUGCGGUCACGACUGUGGUUCACAUAUAGGAAAAAGUUUUCUCCCAUAGGAGGAACAGGCCCUUCAUCAGACGCGGGAUGGGGCUGCAUGCUCCGCUGUGGACAGAUGAUCCUCGCACAGGCUUUGGUCAGCAGGCACCUUGGUCGAGAUUGGAGAUGGGAUGCAGAGAAACGUCAGCCCAAAGAGUAUCAUCGCAUCUUGCACUGCUUUUUAGACAAGAAGGAUAGCUGCUACUCUAUUCACCAGAUGGCAGAAGGCCGCAGAGAUAAAUGCUGGGGAAUGAGAGCGAGCGACCGGCGGUUAUCCGAGCCCAGGUUGAGCAUCGAUGGAGAUUUUAACAGUAGCGUGUCGGCUAAAGCCUGGCUUUGA